AGAUAAGGAAGGAAAGAAAUUAAUGUGGUUUUUGUUUGUUUGCUAAGAAACAAACUGAAAAUGGAAACUGCAACAACGAAAAUAACGAAAACAAAAACAAUAUUAACAUAGGCCGGUUCCUCUUCUUCUUUUGCUGCUGCUUCUCUUAUUUGUCUCAACGAUAGCAUCUUUACACCCAGAAGAAGAAGAAGAAGAUUCUGUGUGUCUUUGUUUUUCUUCAAUCUGAAUCUUUAACUGUUAUUCAUAUUAUAUUUAUUAUAAUAUUAUUAUAUUUGUUAAAGAGCUCAAAAGCACAGCUAAGAGAGAGACAAAGAUAGAGACUUUAGAGAAGGAAAAAAAUCAUUUCGUUUUCAUCCUUCUGAAUCUCUUCUAUGGAGCAGCUUGUCAACUUUAUUAUUCGGCCACCCAGAGCUGAAUACCAUCCAGACCAUGAUUUGUUGGAUCAAGAGUUCAUGCUGAGAGGGAAGUGGUACCAAAGAAAGGACGUAGAGGUUAAAAAUGGUCGAGGGGAGGUUCUACAAUGUAGUCACUACGUGCCAAUUGUUAGUCCAGAAGAAAAGCCUCUACCCUGCGUUAUUUACUGUCAUGGAAACAGUGGUUGCAGGGCUGAUGCUAGUGAAGCUGCAAUAAUAUUGCUGCCUUCAAAUAUUACUGUUUUCACCCUUGAUUUCUCAGGAUCUGGACUUUCUGGAGGCGAGCAUGUCACUUUAGGGUGGAAUGAAAAGGAUGAUCUGAAAGUCGUGGUAGAUUAUUUGCGGGCAGAUGGAAACGUCUCCUUAAUUGGCUUAUGGGGUCGUUCAAUGGGUGCUGUCACUAGCCUGUUAUAUGGGGCAGAGGAUCCUUCUAUUGCAGGAAUGGUUCUCGACAGUCCUUUCUCUGAUUUGGUUGACCUGAUGAUGGAACUUGUGGAUACCUAUAAGAUUCGGUUACCGAAAUUCACUGUAAAGUUUGCAAUCCAAUUCAUGCGAAAAGCUAUCCAGAAAAAAGCAAAGUUUGACAUAACAGACCUGAAUACUAUUAAGGUGGCAAAGUCUUCCUUUGUUCCGGCUUUAUUUGGGCAUGCAGUUGAAGAUGAUUUUAUACAACCUCAUCACUCAGAUCGUAUAUUUGAGGUUUAUGCAGGAGACAAGAAUAUUAUCAAAUUUGAGGGAGAUCACAACUCACCACGCCCACAAUUUUACUUUGAUUCUAUAAAUAUUUUUUUCCAUAAUGUCUUGCAACCACCAGAGGAUGAGGUGGGGACAACACUUUUUGGUGCAACGAAUGAUUACAUCGGUAAGGGUAGUUGGAACACCAAGCAAGAGCUAGAUUUUUAUCCAGGAACUUCAGCUUCAUCUAGAGUUCUGGGACCAGUGACUGGAAGCACAGUAGAUGCCAUCAAACAAGUUCGAUCUAGAAGACCAAUGAGCCGGACCGAGGUCCCUUCUGAUAUAUCAGCCAAAGAUAACCAUGCAGAAGCUGAAGACGAAGUAACUAAUGAUAAUCAUUGCCCAUCAUCAUCAUCCAACAUGAUUAGCUUCGAAUUGUCCAAUGGUCAUCCAUAUGGCCCUCAUGUCCCAACAACAAUGGAUGAUGAUCAGUAUGUGGAAUAUCAACUUGAAGACUUGACAGGUUUCCCAAGCAACGUAGAGGAGGAAGAAAGGAUGUUCAUGGAAGCAGUGAUUAUGUCAUUAAAGGACUUGGAGAUGCGACAUCCCCAAGCAGGAGAACAGCCAACCUCUGCAACCACUGAUUCCUUUGAGUCUGUACAAAAAGAUGAACUAAAUGAUUGCUCCACUGCAGAAGAUUCUAAAUCUUCUGUCGCUACUACUUUUGUUUCAGUAGAUGAUUUGAAGCCUGUAAAGACAGAAUCCACUUCUACUACUGUCGCUACUGCUUUUGUUUCAGUAGAUGAUUUGAAGCCUGUAAAGACAGAAUCCACUUCUACUACAGUACCUUGCCAUGAUUCAGCUCCCCAACACCCAUCUCCGGAUACAAGCUUCUCAUCAGGUGGGCUUGUAUUUGAUACUCCUCCUUCUGCCAUUGAAACACCAAGCACCGUAACAUCUGCUCGUAGUGAUACUACUCCGACAAGUGUGGCCUCUGAUGCUGAUGUGUCAAGUAAUACAAAAGCCACGUUGACAGUGGUAAGAAACCCAGCAGGGCACAUAAUGGAAGGUUUGAUGCGUCGUUGGGAUCUCAACUUUUUUCGAAACAGUCGGUAGAAAUUAAUAUGAUAUUUAGUAAAUUGAGUCUGAUGAUGUAUUGUUUUGUAACUAAGAUAGUUUCAGAGAUUGUAGUGAUGUAAAAUGAUUGAUCAAAAAGAAAAAAUUAGGUUCUGUGAAUGUGUUUGAAUACUUAAUUACAGUGGUUUUUUGUUUUCACACUUGAAAAAGGGAUGUAAUGAUUCUUUUGACACCCUCAUUGAGGGCAACAGUCUUUCAGUGCCAUUGUAACUUUGAUUUUAUUUUA
This is a messenger RNA of Mangifera indica (mango), 2451 nucleotides long. RefSeq lists its product as uncharacterized. Lineage: Eukaryota; Viridiplantae; Streptophyta; Magnoliopsida; Sapindales; Anacardiaceae. The record is from RefSeq and is a predicted model, not a curated record. Bases 372 to 2204 code for a protein of 610 amino acids. The transcript is spliced from 14 exons.